CCCCUAGUGGAGAAAAAAACCCGCCCCUCGUGAUGUUGAAGCUGCUGCUCAAUCACUGGCAGGACUCGCACCACAAGGCCAGAGUGCAGAGUGAAGAUCCCCUCCUGUGCACAGACCUGGCAAAGACGAGGCCCAACGAAGAGUUCUCCGUGUCCCGUGUGAAUCCAGUCUUCGUCGACUCAAGCGCAGAAGCGUCCCCAAACUUUCGCCUGAAAAGAUCUGAGGUGCCAAACAGUGAAGUGGCCGCGAGUCCGUCGCCUCAGGUGCAAGAGUCCAGCGACCAACAAGCGGUGCCAGUUGAGACCCCGAAAGAGGACACUCCAUCUAGCGAUGAUGCGAUGAACCUGACUUCAUUGGAUUCGUCAACGGAACCCAAAAGCAUAAUCGAAGAUCAAGCUUCUGACAGCGGGAGGGAGUCUGGCAGCAGUCCAUCGGGGACAACCCCUGUAGAAGGAGGUACGACGAAACGACCCCUUGUUGAGCUGAAACAGUGGGAGCGUGACGUCUGUUCCCCCUCACUUCUCACACAAGAGAAGAUCAGCCUCAUUGAGAAAGUCAUUGCUCAAAGAUUCAGUAAGCAGCUCCCCGAAUCAUCCUUUCUGCAUCCACGCAAAGAGGAAAAAGUAGAACAAGAGACAACAAAAGGUCAGAUCACUGAAAAACCUGACGAGACCAAGGGCGAGUUACCAGAAACAACAGCUGGUAAGCUUGUGGAAACGAAAGAAAAGCUUGAGGAAACGAAGGAAAAACUUGAGGAACCGAAGGAAAAGCCAUCCGAAAAGGCGUCAGCUGGAGACCUCAACACAGCGACCGGCGGCACUUCACGCAUUCCGCCUAUCGACGGUCAGUGCAGUGAUUCCAACGUAGUCUCUGAAGCGGAAGCAAACCAAGAGCACACGGAGGUAAUCGCUGAAACCAUGUCGCCGCCAGUCCUGAGACGUGACGAGAGCAGCGGUUCAGAGACGGUCUCAAAAACCACGGGUAGCGAAGCGCAGGCGUUGGACAGGACGACUUCUGAAGACAGCGGGAUAACCAGAGGAGACCAGGUCCACUCAGAUGACGCAUUAUCAGACACUGCUCCCAAAGUUACGUCAACCAGGUCGGACUCAUCUGAUCACUCUGCCGACUCGAAGGCGAAAAAGCGAUCCGCUUUGCACGUGAAAGCCGCAAGGAGCCACCGUCACCACAGGUCAGGGAACAAGUUGCGAUGCAGCUUCUGCAUGAGGGACGCUAAACGGAACCACGUGAAGAAGUCGAAGCACAGAAGCAUCGCUGUUCCCGAGAUUGUGUCAAGUUCAGGGUCCCUAACGGAUCUGGCCUUUGAACACCCGUGGUUGAGUGACGGCUGUAUGGGCUGUCGAUCUUCCGUGAGCUGCAUGGAAAGGGACUAUCCGUACGAAGAGUUCUGCAAUGCUGUCCACAGGCAUUCCCAGGGACAUAUGCCAAUGUUCAACUACGACAGUUGCUGUUCUUCAGUGCAUGGUCACGGCAACUGCUGGCCAGAGCCGCCAAGGUCCCGUUUCUCCUGGACUGGCGGUGAAGAUUCAACGCCUUGCACCUGCAGGAGAUCCCAACCCCAUUAUUCUUCCAAGCGCAAAGUGAAGUUUGCACAGCGUACGCCGUCCCAAAGGACUGAGCAAGAGGAGGAGAAGACUGACGAGCGCACGACUGAUCACGAGGACAGCGCGAAAGAAUCCGAUAAACCUCCGAGCGACGUGAAAAUUGAUGCGAACAACGUCAAGGCCAACGACCAUGUCCUGAUGGAAGGCGGCAUGUUGGACGGCGGUGUGGUCCCCUGGCACGAGUGGCAACUGUACAUGCGACAGAAGGACCUCCAGUCUAAGCGCAAGAGGGCGCUCUGCAUGGGUGUUAUAGCCCUCUCUAUCGUCGUCUUCGUCGGUGUGUCUGUUUCACUAGCUCUAGCUUUCCUCAGGAGAAAAUUCUAAGGUUUCUCUCAUGUUAUUUAUCGAGUGAUGUUUAGCCAAAACGGAAGACGCUGCUCAGCUGGAUCAGCCAACCCAGGCAGAAAUUUGAGCUGGAAUCCGAGUGGAUCCACUCGUUUUCAAAUUAAUCCACUUGGGGUUUCAGCUCAAAUUUCUGCCUGAAAAGGCAUAGAAUGUUUGACGGGUUUACGACUGGACUGCCGUGGCCGCUAUGCGUGACACGUUCUCAGAGGCGCGUCACGUGCAGGCUUGCACGUGCUGCCUUCCAUUGAUAUACACCGCCAAAGUCGUUCUCGUGUGUAUCACGCUUUUCUCGGUAUGAUUUUUGUGCGGGUGAGUGUUACCGCUUCCACUGGCCACUCCCCGAGUCUUACAAAAUGUGGCGCGACAUGAAUUCAUUCCUGCACCUCAUUUUUGUUGAACCACCGUAAGACUAAUCGACUGUUGUUGCUACAUAGCAGGAACGUAACCAAGUUUCCUUCCCGCGAAAGGGGCAACAAUACGCGUCGAUUAGUGGCAUUGUUAUUAAAGCCCGCUGGCCAUACCGUUCCACAGUAUAAUAGGUCAGAGAAAUGGUUUGCGGAAGUUGCGCAGUGGUGGUCCUACUUACGGAAGAGGUAACUUCGCCGCCUAAAGAUAGACGAAGGAUGGAUGGAAGGAAGGAUUCACCAUCCCACACCGUCUCAGAUGUUCCAGAGUAUCUCAAACACAUACGCUGCCAUCAUGGGGGACCUCUAAUGCCUGAUCUGAAUACACGUGCUCAUUCUGCGCUCAAGUGGACCCGCGAGGCCCUUGUAAAAAAAAAAAGAAAGACAAUUUCCUGCUUUUGUGCUCUGUUUCUCAACACUGUGGCGUUCUGCUUUGCAGAAAUUCGCGGUGACCAGUGUUCCGCAAGCUUACUGGAAAUUCCGAGACGCUCUCUAAUCGGGAACGUAGUUCAUCGGACAUGUAUAUCUGGAAGCUGAAGAAAACAAAAGGACAUGCUUACGGGAUUUGCGCGUACGGACGUCGUGAGACGAAUACUAUCGUAAGCGAGUCUGGGGCGACCGGCGUUUUAAAUGAGUUUACCGACCUCACCUGACCCUGCAGACCACAAAACCGCCAUGUUGAGCGCUGUACCAUCGCGGUCGUUAUUGAUGUUAGGACGCACAACGCUUUACGGUGUUUAUGUAUAGGACUUAAGAGAUGCUGUGUAUUUCUUAUGAAGCCUACAUAACAGUUUUGAGCAACAGUAGCCGUCAGGCACAAUGUCUGUUUCUAUCACGGGACAUUGUCCCGGACUUCAGACAUCGUUUUUACGUUCCUCCUAGACCGCUUUCCUCCACGUGCGUUCCCUAAGACUUGAUUGGUUGAUUGAUUGAUUGAUUGACUGAAAAGAAAAAAAAUGAGAUAUUAGGCUUCUCCGUGUCGAACUGCCCGCUUGUCUAGUAGACUAUGAAAGGUUGGGGUCUUAGUACUAUUGCCCAAGUAACUCUAGGAAGUCACGCAUAGCGGCAUGGAACGGCACAGUCCAGAUACCUUAAAAUGCAGGAUAGUUUCGUUUUCUCCUGUGCUGUCCUUGGUUGUUAGUAGUAUCACCGCUGCAUGCGAUUAGAUAUAAAUUUAGAUACUCUGUUUUAUGACUUGUAAUAAUAAUAAUAAUAAGUCGAGGCUUUACGUCGCGAGGCAACUGCGAUCAUGAGCGCGGCGCCACAGUGGUCGGGUCUGUGGAUCAUUUUUGCCCUCCUCAGGGUUCUUUAACGUGCGCCGAAAUCACGUCACACCACAUUUAACGUUCCUCGCGGAAGGCGGCGUGUCUGAGCAACUUGUACCCUUCCACCAAGAUGCCACUGUCAUCGGCCGGGUUUAACCUCGCGAUCUUGGGAUCAGCAGGUUGGACUCGCUACCGAGUAAGCCUAUUCCAUUGUCGAAUUCGAAUGAUUUUGAAAACUAUCGACUGUUUUCCCGCGUUCCGUUCCACCCAUAAAUAUUACGAAGUCGUCUCCACCAGGUGACUUUAGCCUGACCUAUCUUCGACCCUCUUACGUACGCCGUAACAUCAGCAUCUUUUCCAACUCUUUCUCAGAGAAUAUUCGUGGUGUUGCUUAGGGGGGCAACAUUGGUAUCCCACGGUAUCUUUGGCAACAUGGACUGGGGAGUUCUUUGGAGACUCCCCAAUAAUAAUAAAAGAAAAUUCCAAGUCGGCAGGACAGCAAAGCUACAACGCCGGUCUGAAAGAGGAAUGCCUCUAUACAUGUUCACUCAUGACGUGCCAAUUUGUUCUCGUUCUCUUUCUCUUAUUAUUAUUAUUUGUACUGUAUUUGUAUUUCGGAUGUGACAGUGACUUAUUAUGUUCUGACAGUUUACGUGACGGGCUGCUUGUGUGGGAUGCAUGUACCCUUGUAACGGUAUGCUUUUCUGAUACUUUGUAAAUAUUACCGUGUACUUGACUGUGGAUGGGCAUGCCGUGAUUAAAGAGACUAUUUAUCCUCUUCCUA
Messenger RNA from Ornithodoros turicata, 4420 nucleotides. RefSeq lists its product as uncharacterized. The record is from RefSeq and is a predicted model, not a curated record. The transcript has 5 exons. Bases 33 to 1946 code for a protein of 637 amino acids. Lineage: Eukaryota; Metazoa; Arthropoda; Arachnida; Ixodida; Argasidae.